GAUUAUGUGUUUCAUCAAUUCGGUUAUUUUUAAAUGAUGAACUUGUAAUCCUUAUUGUUAUGUUCUUGGGGAUGUAGAAAAUCUAAAUCCUCAUGAUUUCUCAGACGUAGGUAGUUCUUAAAUUCCUGUAACAUUAAUGUUAGUCUCACAAAAUGGGUUGUGUGUGUUGUUCUCUCAGUUCAUUCGUUUCAAUCGUCUUAGAUGCUUUAGAAAGAAUCUCUCUAUGCACAGUAUGUGCCAUGUUAACUUGUUGUCUUCUGUUCACAAUCAUAACUGUAAUGGUCAUGGGAAUCGGUAUCGGGUACCAUUACUGUUUUGUAUCCAAUUCUGUGGAAGCUAUGGCAAAGGCUGCCAAGGCAGCUGGCGCUUUGCGGUCGGGCCCAGAAAGAACACCGGGCCAUGUGAUGCGAUCCGUAGACAAGGCCAUCAAGCGAGGGUUCGCUCACCGCCUGUCUCGCCGCGACAUUGAUGGCCCCACCCCUCAAAAUAACACCAACGAAGGUCUCCUCCAAGAAAUUGCCAUCACAAAUCGAACAAACCUUACGAAUUUCAUAUCAGAUCGAACAAAUUUUACGAAUUUCAUAUCAAAAUGACAGUUGUAUGCAUUGGGAUAUAAAUUAAACAUGUUGUAAAAAUGCUUAAGUUUUAUUGAUGUG
Ostrinia furnacalis (Asian corn borer) is the source of this 656-nucleotide messenger RNA. RefSeq lists its product as uncharacterized. NCBI's taxonomy places the organism in Eukaryota, Metazoa, Arthropoda, Insecta, Lepidoptera, Crambidae. The coding region runs from base 153 to 593 and encodes 146 amino acids. The transcript has 3 exons. The record is from RefSeq and is a predicted model, not a curated record.